Molecule: messenger RNA, 382 nt
Organism: Staurois parvus
Lineage: Eukaryota; Metazoa; Chordata; Amphibia; Anura; Ranidae
Source: the annotation of a GenBank genome assembly
AUGACACUGAUAGGCAGCACUGAUUGAUGGCACUGAUAGCUCGUGAGGAGAGGAGAGCCGGUAAUCGGCAUUCCUCGGAGGGGACAUGUGCACUGAUCAUCAGAGCACUGAUGAUCAGUGUGCCCUGAUGAUCAGUGUAGCCCCAAGCAGUGCCACCUGUCAGUGUCCAUCAGUGCCAGCUCUCAGUGCUCAUCCAUGCCACCUGCCAGUUCCCAUCAGUGCCACAUUUCAGUGCCUACCAGUGCACAUCAAUGCCACAUAUCAGUGCCCAUCUGAGCUGCCAGUCAGUGCCACCUAUCAGUGCCAGUCAGUGCCACCUAUCAAUGCCAGUCAGUGCCACCUAUCCGUGCCAGUCAGUGCUGCCUAUGAGUGUGUGCAUCAG